Messenger RNA from Esox lucius (northern pike), 3072 nucleotides. It is a transcript of the gene nradd, whose product is annotated as neurotrophin receptor associated death domain. The record is from RefSeq and is a predicted model, not a curated record. Bases 468 to 1724 code for a protein of 418 amino acids. Gene Ontology annotation, biological process: Rho protein signal transduction. Gene Ontology annotation, cellular component: plasma membrane; cell surface. The transcript has 6 exons. Gene Ontology annotation, molecular function: coreceptor activity; death receptor activity; nerve growth factor binding. NCBI's taxonomy places the organism in Eukaryota, Metazoa, Chordata, Actinopteri, Esociformes, Esocidae.
GGGGGCAAAACACUGCGCGUCAGACUCGCAUCGCAAAAGGGAACGUGCCAAACGAUUUUAGUGAGAAAAAACUGUAGGUAAUGCAACAGAGACACCGAAUCACUAAGGAUGUGUUUAGCUUAAGGAGGACUGGCAACGUUUUUUAGACGUUUUCUUAUAUGGCAGUUGAUUUCACUGAAGAGAAGCGGCAAUCGGAUUAGCUGUGUACCGUUAGUUGGAGCGUGUGUCAGUGUGUCAACUUUUCUUUACGCUUCAGAAGGAAAAUGCUUAUGUCUUCUCGUGUUACUUUUAAAGCAGUUAUGCUGGCGUGAAAACUGCUACACAUUUUUUGGAAACGUGUUAUAUAGUUUUGCCAUUUACGUGUGUUACGCACAAAGUUAGGCAUUGGAACCGUCUUGGAUCCCAAAUACGAUUAAAGGGUUGUUAUAUUCAUCUACUGGGACGGGAUUCUCCAGCGGCACGGUGAGAUGGCUGUGCUUUGGGUCUGCACACUUUUUCUUCUCCUAAAGGUUGCCCUGGGAGAUGCCUGUGCCAGCGGGCAGUUCACCCAGUCAGGGGAGUGUUGUGAUCUGUGUCCUCCGGGCCACGGGGUGGAAGUGGAGUGUGGGAAGGAGAACACCAAGUGCCAGCAUUGCCCAGACGGAACGUUCUCCCCAACGGGCGGCCUCUCACCGUGCGUCCCGUGUGCCCGAUGCCCAGCUGGCGUCGCUGAGAUCUCCCGCUGCAGCGGCACCAGGGACACUCACUGUGACUGCGGCGAGCGCUUGUACCUGCGCCGCGACGGCAGGAGCCCGUCGGGGUCAUGCGCCGCCUGCACCACGUGUGGGCGCGGCGAGGGCGUGGCGAGGCUGUGCGGAGCCCACGGGAACACCCGGUGCCAAACGUGCGGCACGGGAACGUUCUCGGAGGAGAAGAACGACACCACGCCGUGCCAGGCCUGUUCUCAGUGCUCGGACAGCGAGGUGGAGAUCAGAGCCUGCCAGCCAAACUCUGACACCCUCUGCAUGGAUAAGAAGCUACACAUCCUGAAUCGUCCCACCGGGUCCGACGGCCCUCUGGCCGCUCCUCGCUGGCCCGUGCCGGGCCCUGUGGACAAAGAUGAGGAGGCAGAGGAUGGUGGUCCGGCCCCAGGGGGAGCUGGACCUGGUGCCACCAGGUUCACCCCCCAGGGGGAGGUGGGCAGCAACAACAUCCUGGCCUACGUGUCAGUCCUGGCCGCUGUGGUGCUGGGCCUGCUGCUCUACGUCGCCUACAAGUGCUGGAUGUCGUGUAAGCAGAAGAAAGCGCUGAAUAAGGCCCGCGCUGCAGAGCUGGGCACUUCGCCCGAAGGAGAGAAACUCCACAGUGACAGCGGGGUCUUCCUGGAUUCACACAGCUUACAGGACAGCCAACCCAGCAAAGGCAGCAAGAGGGACAGUAAGCAGGACGGCCGUCUCUACAUCAACCUCCCCCCCCACAGACAGGAAGAGGUUGAGUGUCUGCUUCAGGAGGGGGGCGGGGCCCGCGGAGGUUCCUGGAGGCAUCUGGGGACGGCGCUGGGCUACGAGCUGGACCAAAUAGACUUGUUUGGACGUGGCGAGGCCCCUGCGCACACUCUGCUCUCCAACUGGGCCCAGCAGGAGGGAUCCACCCUGGGACUGCUUUGCUCAGCGCUGGCCCGAAUUGACAGGUCCGAUGUGGCUGCCGCUCUUACCUGCCCCACCCCGGGGAUGUCUGUUGUCUGAGGGUGGUGGGGGAACCGGGUGGCGUCCCAAACCCCACGUGACUCCUGGUCAAAAGUAGUGUAAUAAGGGAGAAGGGUGCCAUCUGGGGCAAAACCUCAGGGUCAGACAAGAGGGAUUUGGCUCCUGCUUCGUCGUCCUGCACCAACCAGGAGGACUCGAGCCUAAAAGUGGGGAGGCUGAACUUGUACGAAAAGAAGAGGCUUUUCUGGGGGAUUUUCUGUUGUGAAACAUUGUGCUAUGGUGUGCACUAAUUAACACAACCCUGUUGAUUAGGAUGCAGUGUGCAAACGGCUCUCCUCUACUGGUGUGUUGGAGGGAUGACAAUGAGGUAGAGGAAUACCUGUGACUGCCCUGCGACGCCUCAAACACAUUCAAACUGGAGAGACGGCAAGCGUUGAUGUUGGAAGAGUUGUUGCUGGUUCACUGAGCUGUCCUCACAUCACAUAUGUACAGUACACGCAAUGUUUUUCCUUAUAUUUUUUUUUUACUAUCGUAGUUAGAACCUAAUCUGCCCAAGCGUUCUAGGAAUGGGCAUUUAUUUACAGAUACAGUAUGUCAAGAAGAUCCACUGUCUUUACUGAUUUACUUAAUCAGCAAAAAAUAACUGACUGAACAGGCACAGGGAUGGAAUACGGAAAAAUUGCAUUAUCAACACUCAAUCAUUCAUUUUAAGACCACUGUAAAUAUUUCCCUGUGGUGUUAAAUGUUUUUCAAGCACGUUUGAGGCAAAGGCCGAUCCUAACAGCCUCGACUCCAGCAACAGAGCACGCACACGGCGACACCCUCUCAGCUAACUAGGCGGUCGGUCUGGGGCCCACCGGGAGCUCUGAGGUCAGUGACGGCCCAUCCCGUUGCACCGUGCGGCCCCGGCACUCCUGAUCUUAGCUCAAAGGCACUCGUGACGCCCUCCCCCCUCCCAAAAGAAAAUAUUUCUUACCCCCUAAAAGAAAAGGUCUGGGCAACUGAUUCGCUAGGAUGUAGCGCAUUCAUGUACAUUGUCUUUAUUAACAUGUCCUGAAUGGGCUAUUGAAAACCAAAGAAAGAAAAUGAAGCAACUUUAGGUUUCUCCACGGUAGAGAGAUUCAGUGUGUCCCAAAUUGCAUCCUAUUUCAUAAACAGUACUCUACUUUUAUCGGGGCCCAAAUGGGUUUUGGUCGAACAUAGUACGCAAUGCAAGAAAUAGGUUGCAAUUUGGGACGCGUGCAGGGAUUGAUAAACCUGAGAUAUAUAACUAACGGGGUAACCCAGUUGACUUCUGCCGUGGUUUACUAUCCAUAACAUUAUGUAACUAUCAGUCAUUAUUAUUGUCAUGUGUGUUUGUCAUAUUUUAUAAACAUGUAAUAAAAGC